AUGACGCAACUUCAAGAGGUGGACGUCUCGCCCUACGUCGCGGCGGCGAUUGUCGAGCACGCCAAGCGCCGCGGCGUCGCCUCCGGUUACCUCCUCGGCGUCCGCAACGUCGACAACAUCCACGUCGGGGAUUUCAUCCCGAUGACGAACGCCCCGCCCUACGCGGACGUUAGUUCGAAAAUCUACACCGCCGAGCUCGAUCGCCGGGUGCGGGCGAAGCAGGCCUUUGUUGGGGCCCGCCUGAUCGGCUGGUACGCCGCGGGGAGCCGCCCGCGGGAGACCGGGGAGGAGCAAAUGCGGCUGUGGUGCGAAGCCCCGGCGGCCGCCUUCGCCCGCCGCGUCCCCCGCCAGGCCCUCUACCUCCACUGCGCCCUCCCUUCCGUUGAUGGGGCUGAUGAAACUGGGAGUCCGAAUUCCAACGAAAAUACAAAGCCGGGCUCGGGGCUGAGCCUCCGCUGGAGCGCGCACAUCACGCGGAAUCAACUCGUCCCCGACGAGCAGGACAAGGCGCGGCUGCACACCGUCUGCCUGCGCGUCCUCCCCCUGCGCGUGCGGCUGACCUCGCAGGGCCAUGCCGCGAGCGACGUCGUCCUUGGCCACCUGCAGGGCCUUCUGUCCGGUGGGGAUUCGACCCCCCCGAAGCCCGCGUUGUUGAACCUCGACCACGUCCGCGGGGGUGGGGAGGGGCUUCGGGCCGUCCAGGGGAAGCUCGAGGAGGCGAUCCGUGUGGCCCACACCGCGGCGGGAACCCCCGCCAGCCGCCGCCUUCUUGACCAGCUCGACCGCAUCCACGCCAUCAAAAACGAGGAUCUCGAGACCCACCACCACGCCUCCGCCCGAGAGGACGUCAACACGCAGCGGUUUAAGGACGCGCUGAUGAUUAAGUGCAUGGUGAUGCUGCUAAGAAAAGAAAUCUCCCAGAUCGCCUCCCUCGCCCAUCAAUACCAGGACGGGAAUCGACAAGGGGGGGGGUAUGUGAACUCGGGCCCUCGGAAUUACCUGUAA
This is a messenger RNA of Phytomonas sp. Hart1, 1005 nucleotides long. The record is from the annotation of a GenBank genome assembly. NCBI's taxonomy places the organism in Eukaryota, Euglenozoa, Kinetoplastea, Trypanosomatida, Trypanosomatidae.